UUGGGCGGGUGUGCUGCUCAAGUAUCCUCGAAGAAUUAGUGUAAAAUCCUUGUUUUUAGUGAUGUGUGCAAUCUAAAAGUGAUUCUCAGAUCCUUGUGAAGUACCAAAGAUGCAAAUUUCAACAAUCUACUUAGUGCAACUGUCGGCUUUUCUCUUCAGUCUUGGAAUCUUCCUUCAUGGCUUCUUCCCACUUUCCUUCUCUUCCACUGAAAAGGCAGAUUUUCAGGACUUUCCCAGGCAUAUCGAUGAAGUCCAAUUGGAUCGGAGUCAGUACAGAGCGAGAUUCUCCCGGACAACAAUUAUGCUUAUUGAUGCCCUGCGUCUGGAUUUUGUCCAGCAGCAGGAAAAUAUGCCUCAUCUGAGGAAAUUAUUGGUGAAUGGAGAAGCCUGUUUACUCAGGCUACACGUUCAGCCACCAACAGUGACGAUGCCACGAAUAAAAGCCCUGACUUCUGGCACUAUUCCCAGUUUUAUCGAUGUCAUCCUCAAUUUGGGCAGUUCUGAGGUCAAAACAGAUACUUUUCUGCAGCAGAUAGGAUCCUCAGGCGGUAAAUUGGUAUUCUAUGGGGAUAGUACUUGGACUAGGAUGUUUCCGAAGGUAUUUUCACGCAAGGGUGAAAAUCAGGAUCCACUGUUUGUCAAUGAUUUCUACGAAGGAGACAAGAAUGUAACCAAACAUCUGACCAGUGAACUUAAAUAUCCCGAUUGGAAGAUGAUGAUCCUCCAUUACCUUGGACUGGAUCACAUUGGUCACGCUGAGGGUCCUUUUAGCAAGAAAGUUCCUGGAAAAUUGAAGGAAAUGGACGAAGUUGUCAAGAAGAUUGUCUUCGAAAUGACUCGUUGGAAUGCCAACACUUAUCUACCGUCUCUCUUAAUUGUCACUGGGGAUCAUGGGAUGAGAGACACAGGAGGACACGGUGGAAGUUCUCAUCCUGAAGUUACAGUUCCUCUUCUGGUGAUUGGAACAAAUUGCUCAACAUCCAAAACCAUGCACAAUCAGAUUGAUUUUGCAGCUACGCUGUCAGUUCUCCUGGGAAUCCCAAUUCCUGCUUCAAGUAUUGGAAAUAUUAUUCCCGAGAUGCUAGUGGAUUUAUCCGAGGAGGAUCAAUUGCUAGCGCUUGCCUACAAUGGCGAGAGACUCCUCCAGAAAGUUCGUUUUGAGAGUUUUGAGGGAGAUUUCGAGAGCAGGGAAUUCUUUUUGCAGCACCAAGAAGCCAAGGAGCUGCACAAAAACUUCCUGAAGAUGAAGCAAAUUGGUGAUGAGGUGAAUAUGUCACUCUUCAAGCGUGCCAAACUCUUCUAUUUGUCCUCAGCUCGGGAGAUGUCCAAUCUCCUGGCCAGGAAUUUUGUCAAGUAUGACCAUUGGAGCAUUUCUCUUGGACUCUUCAUGACUUCCUUGAUUGCAAUUUCCAGUGUCUCAUUGGUUCUCCAUCGAAGGGAUUCACUGAGCAUUGACUGGAAUUCCUACAAUAUCUUCUUCAUCUUGUUCGGAACACUCUGCCUCAAACACUUGCCCAGAAAAUUUCUCACCGUUGAAUCUUCCCUCUGUUCUUCUGGAUUCCUCGGGAAUAUCAUCAUCCUCAUCACGAUAGUCAUUGUGAGGAUCAACGUCAAAAUAAUCAUUGAUUGCGUGAAGAACAGGGAGUCUCCGUGGAUGCCAAAGAUGGACAAAAUUCAUCUUUUCAUGCUGUUCUGCACAAUUUUCCAUGCAGCGUCCUAUGCUAGUAGUUCCUUUAUCGAGGAGGAGCAUCAACUGUGGUACUACUUCGGAAACACUCUAUUUAUCCUGCUCUUCCUGGCUGAUUUGAAACGUUUCCGGGGGAUUUCCCUCAAUGCCCAGAUAACCCAAGAAGACAAAGAGAAAAACACUGCAGAUUUUUCCCAACUCCAAGAUCUCCAUGGAGUUGUCAUAAAAUACUUCAGCUUAUUCCUGAGUCACAUAAUCCUCCGCAGGCUCAAUCAAACUGGCGAUAAGUGGCUCAAUGUACCAGACAUUGGGGAUUGGUUCGUCAGGGAAGAGAAUAAAAUUUCUCUCAGUUGGUUCUUUAUCAUCACAUUAAUCCUGACCCUGGUAGUUUGUGCUCAAUUCACGGGAUUUCUCACAAAUAUUCUCACCUUCACGGCAAUCCUCCUCAUCUACUAUUCCCGGUCAGUUUCUGGCCAGGUGUACCUCUUCAGUGUGUCAGAGAGUGACUCAAGUGCAUCCUUAAUCCUCUUCUGGGUCAAUCUGGCAGAGAUUGCCGCAAUCAAUUAUUUGCCAAUCUUGUACAGGAGAUUUAUCCAGAGGAAGUGUCUGCAGCAGGAUGGAUUUGUGUGGAUUGGAGCUGGCAUAACGAUUUUUACUUUGAUCUCUUGCCUUCUCCAUAAGCCUCACAAUGCAAUCCUCAACAUUGGUUGCAUUCUAACGUGCCAAGUGGUCAGCAAAACCAUUCAAACCAUCUUCACCGGAAGGCCAAAAACCUACCUCAUCAUCCUCAGUCAUCUUUGGAUUGGGAAGAUUUUCUUCUUCUACCAAGGAAAUUCCAACAGUUUGGCUUCAAUUGAUCUCAAUGCUGGCUAUGUUGGUCUCAAAUCAUUUAACAUGCCAAUUGUGGGCUUUUUCCUCACACUGAACACCUUCAGUGGACCCCUACUCGCCCUCCUAGUCAUGCUCUAUCAUCUCCAGGGCGAUCAAAAUGACCGAAAAGUCCAAUCACAGACAUUCCUGCAAACCUCAACGCUCUUCCUGAUUUUCCCUCUGAGUGUCUAUCUGGCCAUUGCUACGGGAUUCCGCAAUCAUCUUUUCGUGUGGACGGUAUUCUCGCCCAAACUUCUCUAUGAGACCUUCAAUUUUGGCCUCUUCCAUGUGAUCUACAGUGUUUUGGGUGUGACAUGGUGUCACAAAUCGUGAAGAUAUGCGGAGAAAGUUGAUGAUGGGAAAGCGCCCCGAGAAGCGCAGAAGAAAUGAGGAGUGACUUCUUCGCCAAGUUAUUUGUUCCAGUGUGCAAUUUUGUCCAACGUUUUGUUUUUAACUCAGGUAAGAGACAAAUUACCAUUGCAUUUUUAACCCUCACUUACCUUGCUCGGAUUUUUUUUGAAUCACAUUGAGCCUAUUGAGCAUAUGCAUCAUGUGAAUUCUGGGUUUCGAAGUCUCCAAGCUUUAGUUAAAAUAUUGCAUUUUUUUUUUCUUUUUCACAAGAAAAUUCUAUUCUAUGAACUAUUAGAGCCAAAUAGUCUGCUUCCGAACAAGAAAUGGUGUCUAAUAAAUAUUAAACAUCUUAAUCUUGAAGCAUGACUAGAAGUUUAGGACCAAAAAUGCCUUCGGGAAUCGUAUAUUCUUAAUUUUAGCAUAUAUCAGGUAAUGUUUUUUGUAAUAAAAAUACUUAAAAAGAA
Molecule: messenger RNA, 3372 nt
Organism: Phlebotomus papatasi
Lineage: Eukaryota; Metazoa; Arthropoda; Insecta; Diptera; Psychodidae
Gene: PIG-G
Product: GPI ethanolamine phosphate transferase 2
Exons: 3
Coding region: 110-2890 (926 amino acids)
Biological process (GO): GPI anchor biosynthetic process
Cellular component (GO): endoplasmic reticulum membrane
Source: RefSeq, a predicted model, not a curated record